This is a messenger RNA of Gongylonema pulchrum, 243 nucleotides long. NCBI's taxonomy places the organism in Eukaryota, Metazoa, Nematoda, Chromadorea, Rhabditida, Gongylonematidae. The record is from the annotation of a GenBank genome assembly.
AUGAAAAAUGAUCAGCAGGCUGUAUUAAUGAUUGUGUGCUGGGAAGCAUUUAACAAGAAUUCAAUUCCCGAGGAAUAUUUCUAUAUUGCAUAUUUUUUGUGUUACAUCAAUUCAACGAUUAAUCCGUUCUGUUACGCACUUUGUAAUGCUCGAUUCCGGUUAAUUUAUUUGCGAAUUUUAACGGGCCGCUGGAAGCGGCAGCAUCCAGGUCUUAGCAGUAUGGCUUUUUUCAGCCGAAACUGA